Molecule: messenger RNA, 1784 nt
Organism: Linum tenue
Lineage: Eukaryota; Viridiplantae; Streptophyta; Magnoliopsida; Malpighiales; Linaceae
Source: the annotation of a GenBank genome assembly
AUGGCACUACCUGAUUGGCAACCAGCACCAUACCCUGCUCCCGCCACUUCCGACAUUGUUAAAAUAAGCGGUCUUUUCAAAUUCCAUUCUUUUACCUACUUCGACCGGAGCAAAGUUGGGGCAGAGAAAGAAAUGGUGUCCACGCGGCGGCGAAGAGCCCGAAGUGUCGCCAUCGCUGCGGAGGAAGGAUCAGAUGGAGGGAGUCCGAGUUCGGAAUCGAUUCCAGUUUCUGGGUAUGAAGAAUUGAGAGACCAAAGAAUCAAAGAGAAUAAAGAGAGAAUGGAGAAAUUAGGGCUUCUGAACCUCUCUCUCAAGCUCAAGGCCUCCAACAGAAACCCUAGAAAUGUUUCUUCCGAUGCGAAAUCUGCCAGACCGCCGCCCUCUGAUUCUCAAUCCCAGAGGCGUUCGUCCAGGUUGAAGACUCUUGCUCCAGUUAGCUAUGCUGAGACUGUGGUGGACAGAAAGAAGCGGGAAUCCUCAAAGGUGGUCGAGAUUCAAUUGAAAGAAGGCUCACAGCCAGAGAUUUACACGGAAGAGCAUGAGAGGCUUCUGGGUAAUUGGCAGAAGGAAUGGACUUUGUCCGUGGAUGGAUAUGGUGAAGACGGGAAGCGCAUACUUGAUCCAGUGAAUGGACAAACCUGUCACCAGUGCAGGCAAAAGGCACUGGGUUUGCACACGACUUGCUGCAAAUGCAAGUUGGUCCAAGGUCAGUUCUGUGGAGACUGCUUAUUCAUGAGAUAUGGAGAGAAUGUGAUUGAAGUCAAUCAGAAUUCAGAAUGGAUCUGCCCUCCAUGUCGGGGUAUAUGUAAUUGCAGUCUUUGCAGGAAGGAAAAGGGUUGGUUGCCAACUGGUAAUCUUUACAGGAAGGUUGGUACAUUACUUUUGUUGGUUACUCAUCUGGGUUUUAAGUCCGUGGCACAUUUUCUCAUUCAAACCCGCCGUGGCCCAUCUCAUCCAGAAGACUCACCUGCUGAAGAAAUGCAGCAUUCCAUUCCCUUACAACUUGAGAAUGCAUCUGAGCACCAACUUGGAGUCUCUGAUGCUCAACUUGCAGAUCGCAGUGGUAGCAAAGAAAGAGUGGGCGAUGACGAUGAGGUUAAUGAAGUGAAAGUAAAGAUGUAGGGUGGAGCAGCGUGUCCUAAUAGUUUUGUGAAGCUCCAGAGUGAAGCUUCUAAUUCUAUCAUGGUCCCUUGUCAUAUAUUCAAACAAUGCCGAUCGUUCUCCAAAUCAUGCUUCUGUAUAUGGUCUCAUAGGAUCACUAGCUCUAUGAGCAUUUUGCUAAAGGAAGCCUAGAUGCAAGUUCAUGGGAUUCAAAAGUUGUAAAGAUAAAAACUAGAAGAAUGAAUGAAAAUAUCCCUUGGUUGGUAUUUCCUCAAAAACCUUGAAGGUUCCCAAUGAAUAAUCAAAUUCCACUGACUAAAUUACAAAGCUGAUUGUGAAGUGAAAGACUUUUACAUGAAGAGAUUUUCCUUUACAUUGGAGUACAGCCCUUGAACUUGAAGAGACUACUGCCCGAGACUUGAAACCUCGCGUACCAAGAGUUGAGAGUUCCUCCCAGCAAAUGCCACCAUGUACCCACUUUGCCACGGCGGCAUCGGAACAUGGAUCGAAGACAGGAUUGCUGUCAUCGGCUGCAUUGGCCAGAAGGAUACGAUUCAUGUUUGUUAUGGACAUCAAGACAACCACCAUCGUCAUCGUGGACGCCGUUCUCGUCCUCUCGGGCGCCCGCAUUUUCCCCAUCACGUUUAGACCGCCACGAUACGACACUCAAAGAGAUGAUGGAU